AUGGCAUUAGCUCCAAUUAACCAGGUACUACUUACUCUACGCUUUUAUGCUCUGGGAACUAUGCUCAUAUCAGUGGCAGAUAUGUUUGGCGUAAGUGUAUCUUCCGCAAGCCGAACGAUUAAAAAUGUAUCAUAUGCUAUUGCGGGAUUUAGUGGCUUAUUUUUGAAAAUCCCUACUAAUGACUUGGUUGAAACAAAGAUGAAAAUGUUCAAGAUUGCCCGAUUUCCUUUAGUAUUUGGUGCAAUUGAUUGUACACAUGUGCGAAUUCAAUCUCCAGGCGGUGAAUUUGCAGAAUCAUUUAGAAAUCGGAAAGGAUAUUUUUCCUUGAAUGUGCAAGCACUUGUAAAUUCAGAUUUGAAAUUCAUGGAUAUUGUUGCUAUAUGGCCUGGGUCUGCACAUGACAGUAAUAUUUUCAGAAACUCUAGGCUGUAUGCAAGAUUAGAAUCGGGUGAAUUCAAUAACAAUGCCAUCUUAGGAGACAGUGGUUAUGCUCUAAAACCGUAUAUGUUAACACCAAUAUUAAACCCGGUUGGACGAAUAGAGAUGCUAUAUAACGAGUCCCAAAUUAGAACAAGAAAUAUAAUAGAAAGGUGUUUUGGGGUCUGGAAAAGAAGAUUUCCAGUGUUAUCACUUGGUAUGCGAUUACAACUAAAAACUGUGCAGGCAAUAAUAGUUGCAACAGCAAUUUUGCACAAUAUAUGUCGAGAUAUGAAUGAGGAUUUACCUGAAGACAGUUCUGAUGAUGUCUUGCACCAGUUAAAUGAAGCAGAAGAUAUGACUGAAACAGACCAUCGUCAUGAUGAUAAUGGUGAAGACUCAAUCACUAGAAACUCACUACUUAACAAUUACUUUGCUAGAUUAUAA
This is a messenger RNA of Acyrthosiphon pisum (pea aphid), 864 nucleotides long. RefSeq names its product putative nuclease HARBI1. The transcript has 4 exons. The record is from RefSeq and is a predicted model, not a curated record. Lineage: Eukaryota; Metazoa; Arthropoda; Insecta; Hemiptera; Aphididae. The coding region runs from base 1 to 864 and encodes 287 amino acids.